GAGAAGAGUGAUCCUCCUGCAGAGAUGAUGAAUGGCCCAGGGAGAGUCAGUCCUGGAAGUGCAGCCCCAGCAGAAGGGAGAGGCUGCUCCUGGCUGAAUAUCUGGGUCUUCCUUAUUUUUGCUCUAUCAUUCAAAGCUGCCAUUGUGACCUUGUGCCUCUUGGUUCCCUUCUGCCACAGCAGUGACCAGCCCUCAGCCCUGCAGCAGCAGUUCUCAGAGUGGGAGUGCGACUCAGCGGUGCCACAAGGCACAGACCGAGGCUGGAUGUGCUGCCCAAAGGGCUGGAGAAGGUUUCAAGGAAGCUGCUAUUUCCUGUCCCCUGACACGAUGUCAUGUGCUGAGAGUGCACAGAACUGCACUGGGAUGGGCUCCCAGCUGGUGGUGAUCACCAGCAAGGCAGAGCAGGAAUUCCUCUCCGAGCAGAUAAGGCAAUCUAAAGAACCUAAACCAGACUAUUUAUACAUCGGACUGUUUGCAAAGCAGAAGGGCCAGUGGCAGUGGGUGGACAAGACUCCAUACAAUGCGACAGCAGCGUUCUGGCGAAAAGGAGAACCAAAUAAUGUCUUUAAUGAGAACUGCACUGUAAUCCACAUGCCUGAAGUGACCCUCAACAACUGGAAUGAUGUCAAACCAACUAGGAAGCAUCAUCGAAUUUGUGAAGCUGCAGCAGUAAUUGUGUGAUGGAAAUGCCCCUGACCUGAGUAAAGCUGGGAGCUCAGCAGGGAGCUGGGAACAGCUCUGGCUGUGCUGGGAAGGGUGGGGAGCUCUGACACAUCUUCACUGGGGGGGGUGGGACCAUGUGUGUGGAAGUGAAAUGAGCUUUGUCCAGCAUCCCCAGUGCAUGUGGUGGCUCAGGGAACACAGGGAGGCUCAGGCUCACUGGAGCAGCUCCUGUGUUCUUGUGUCCUCUUCUCUCUGAGUGGGUCCAGCAGCCUCUGGCUGAAAAGAGAUGGACUUCUCCAGGAGGAAGGCACAGGAAUGGAAGGCAGAUAUCCCGAGAUUCAAUGUCCUCUGUCUCCUUGAGCUCAGCUCAUUGCUAUUUGUUGAGUCACACACAAAAUGUCCUCUAGCUGUACUGGUUUUGCUGAACAAAUUCUGAAAUCUUAGACAAGAGACAAUAGAGUAUCUGAGUAAUGCAGAAAGGCCCUGUGCUCUGUGUGCUUAUCUCUCUUUCCUUUUCCAUCUCUAGGCUGCAGGGGUAUAAUCCACAAAUGAUGGAAUGGUUUGGGGUGGAAGAGACCUUUAAGGAUAGUCUAGUUUCAAGUCCCCUGGGCCAGGGGCAGG
Agelaius phoeniceus (red-winged blackbird) is the source of this 1284-nucleotide messenger RNA. RefSeq names its product C-type lectin domain family 4 member E-like. NCBI's taxonomy places the organism in Eukaryota, Metazoa, Chordata, Aves, Passeriformes, Icteridae. The record is from RefSeq and is a predicted model, not a curated record.